UUACCACCAGGAAAUGAGACAUUUGAGAAGCUUGGGAUCAUUGGAACACUAUCAAACCUUCUGGUUUAUUUAACUUCUGUCUUCAACAUGAAGAGUGUCACAGCUGCAACAAUCAUCAAUGCCUUUGCUGGCACAGUCAACUUCGGAACUUUCGUCGCUGCUUUCCUUUGCGACACUUACUUCGGUCGAUACAAGACUCUUAACGUUGCGGUCCUCGCCUGUUUUCUUGGAUCACUUGCGAUACUAUUGACUGCUGCAGUGCCACAACUACAUCCAGCUCCAUGCGGCACAGCGAGCUCGUGUAUCGGGCCAAGUGGUGGCCAGAUAGCGUUUUUAAUGAUGGGUCUUGGGAUUCUUGUCGUGGGAGCAGGAGGGAUUAGACCAUGCAAUCUAGCUUUCGGAGCUGAUCAGUUUAACCCGAAGAGCGGGUCAGGGAAGAGAGGGAUUGAUAGUUUCUUCAACUGGUACUUCUUCACCUUCACUUUCGCCCAGAUCUUGUCUUUGACAGUAGUUGUCUAUGUCCAGUCUAAUGUCAGUUGGACCAUCGGUUUAACCAUCCCGGUUGUUCUAAUGUUCUUGGCCUCCGUGAUUUUCUUUGCGGGUGAGUUGUAUGUUAAGAUCGAAGCCUCAGGUAGUCCAUUGGCUAGUGUAGCUCAUGUUAUAACGGCUGCUAUCAAGAAACACAGGUUAAAGUCAGUGAAACAGCCUUGGCUGAACCUUUACAACUACUACCCAUCAAAAUACGCAAACGCCAAGCUCAAAUACACCGAACAAUUCACGUUUCUCGACAAGGCGGCGAUCUUGACUCCUGAAGACAAGUUGGAGGCUGAUGGUAAGCCUGUGAAUCCAUGGAAUCUAUGUACAAUGCAACAAGUUGAAGAAGUGAAGUGCAUCAUGAGAGUGCUUCCUAUAUGGUUUGCUUCAUCGAUUUACUACUUAACCAUCGCGCAACAAAUGACUUAUCCUGUCUUCCAAGCUCUCCAGAGUGAUCGUCGCCUAGGCUCCGGAGGUUUCAUGAUCCCGGCAGCCACCUAUGUUGUCUUCUUGAUGACUGGCAUGACCCUCUUCAUCAUAUUUUAUGACCGUGUAUUGGUUCCUACAUUUAAACGUAUAACCGGUAUAGAGACGGGUAUAACGCUCUUGCAAAGAAUCGGAGCCGGGAUUUUCUUCGCCUUGUUAAGCUUAAUUGUCUCUGGUUUCGUCGAGGAGCGUAGGAGAACUUUAGCACUAACUAAACCGACACUCGGUUUAGCGCCACGGAAGGGAGAAAUCUCCUCAAUGUCGGCUAUGUGGCUGAUUCCGCAGCUUGUACUUGCUGGUAUAGCCGACGCAUUUGGAGCUAUUGGGCAGAUGGAGUUUUACUACAAGAAGUUCCCUGAGAACAUGAGGAGUUUUGCUGGUUCUAUCUUUUACGUAGGAGGAGGAGUUUCGAGUUACAUCAGUAGCUUCUUGAUCACAACGGUUCACAGGAUGACGCAAAAUGAUUUGUGAGUUGUAAACACUCUUAAACGUAAAACUAGUGAAGUUUAUGAAAUUUGAUUUGUAUAUCUCUUAAUAUUCUUAGAACGACAUUGGAACCUUGCCUUGCAUUAAUUGCUUAUAGCUAUUGAUUUGUUUUAUGUUAAAUAUAUAUUCAUUUAGUAGCUAUAAGCUAUUUUGAUCUAAUGAAUUUUGUUUUAUGUUGAUGUUUGAUGACGUCGAAGGGGAGAUGGUUCUCAAGUCCAAAUAAAGUGGACGAACACUCUAAAUUUCAUAUAAUGUUGCUUUUAAUGAAACAUAUUUUGUUUUGAUCUUAUGUUUUAGUAUUUUUGUAAUACUUAUUUACAUUAGUUAAUUUCAUCAGAUUUACUUUUGUUACUUCAAAAUUUACAUAAUCAUAAACAUAUUUUAGAUAGUGUUAAUGGUAUUAUCAUUCGGAAAUUAAUAUAACUAUUACUUACUUUAAUUGAGUGCUAAUACUAAUGACUUCUACUAAUGAGUCAAUUCAUUAAAACCAUUAUCAAAAUAAUUUAAAUAAAAAAUGGAUUGAUCCAAUUCAUUAAGUAAAUGAGCUGGGUUCAUUCAUAAAUCCAUACAUGGUUUGGUUCAUAUGUUAUAGGCUGGUUUGAGUUGGUUUAUUCAUUUUGACACCUUUAUCAUUUGCAUUUCCGCCUGAAAUUUUGUUUGCUGUUGAUUUGGCUCUUUUUAUCGUUUGGCGCAUCGUUUUGCCGCUUUCUCCUCUUCUAUAUAAAUACUGUAUCUGCCUUCAAUGUUUAUUGAAAAUAAAAUCAGUAAUGAUGUGUUAGUUCUGGUGAUAUUUAGCAUAUAUAUGUUUUGGUUACACAUUUUUAUUUUAUCUUUUGAUAUAAAUCAAGUUUUUUUUCUUUCAUUUGCAAGUAUAUGAUGUGUUAGUUUUGGUGAUAUGUAGCCUAUAAUGACUAACUAAACUGAGCUUGUUAAUUCCAAUAAAAUUUGUUUUUCAAAAAAACUAUCUAUGCAUAUUCUUUUCUUUUGUUUGUUGGCCACCUCUAAUUCUUAUUUUUAUCGUUAAAAUCAUGUUUUGAAUUUGACCUAAUGAUGUACAAGUUUUUCCUAACAUCACAUUUUUUUUAAAUAACAUUAUUUUGAUUUUGAAAUAACAUUUGUUUUACCAUUGAGUUUAUUAUGCGGUUAUUUAUGAAGGUAUUUUUGAUUUUGUAUAAUUUGUUAUUGAUAUUAAAGUCUUAUUGUUAAAUUGGAUUUAUACAAUAUUUCUGUUCAUGGAUCCUUCGGAGCUCAAAGGUCUGCUCCAUGUACUGUUUAUUUUUAAGUACUGUGUCUAAUUUAUAUAUUUUAUGUCUUUUAAAAUUCUAUCAAUAUCUGUAGGAUCUAUCUACUUUGCCCUUCAUGGUGCUACAAUUCCUGCUGAUCAGCUAUAUGCUCAAGGUUAGUCAAUGUGAAAUUUAAUAGACAUGUUAUAUCAUUGAUUCACUUAAUAGGAGCUUAUAAUGUUGUUGCAUUAUAUCAUUGAUUGAGGCUAUUCAUAAUGAUAUCAUUUAACCAAAGCUUGUAAUUACCCAAACUGUUGAGCAUUCAUUUUCAUUUGUUUGUGGUUUGUGUUAACAAAAGUGGUAUUUUGCUUCGUAAACUUACCUAUACAGCUGAAUAGUCAAUGUGAAAUUUAAUAUACAUGUUAUAUCAUUGAUUCACUUAAUAUGAUCUUAUAAUGUUGUUGCAUUAUAUCAUUGAAUGACAUAGACUGUUCAUAAUGAUAUCAUUUAACUAAUGCUUGUAACUAGCCAAACUGUUGAGCAUUCAUUUGUGGUUUGUGUUAACAAAAGUGGUCUUUUGCUUCGUAAACUUACCUAAACAGCUGAAUAGUCAAUGUGAAAUUUAAUAUACAUGUUAUAUCAUUGAUUCACUUAAUAGGAGCUUAUAAUGUUGUUGCAUUAUAUCAUUGAUUGACAUUGUCCUACACAACCAGGAAUGGGCCUCUUUGGCUUCAGCGGGUGCUUGAUCAUGAUGCUGAAUUACCCUAGCAAUCGCUCCUGGUGCUUAUCGGGUAUCUCUUGAGUUCAGGUGCUUUCUGUGAAGGUUUUCUCGAUGUUUGGUGACUGUGUUGCCUACUUUUUAAUUUAUGGUACCUACUGGUAUCUUUGCUUUUAUCUUUACUUUGUCCUUUUGUUGAUGUAAUGGCUUUUGCCUUCAACUGGUUUCCGUUUUGGAACUUAUCAAUGAAGUAUUCAGUGUUAAAAAAAAAAACAUUGACUGUUCAUAAUGAUAUCAUUUAACUAAUGCUUGUAACUACCCAAAUUGUUGAGCAUAAGUUUUCGUUUGAUAUUAACGUUUGUGGUUUGUGUUAGCAAAAGUGGUCUUUUGCUUCGUAAACUUACCUAAACAGCUGAAUAUAUUUCAAUUUGAUAUUUAUUUGGUUGUGUUAAUAAUACUUAUUUUUUCUCUCCGGUUAAGGUGUGACCAAGCAAGCUCUUGUAGCUCCUCUCCUGCAGCUAAUCUCAGUGCUCAAGUGUCUACCCUGACUGCCUAAGUGUCUACCAUGACUGCACAAGUUUCUUCUCUUACUGCCCAAGUAACAACUCUCUCUAUCCCAACCCUUGCCCGUUCCUUCUCUGCCGCCCCAUUCAUAUCACCAGAUAUUUAUUAUAACCUCAUUAUUCUUAAAUGGUCAAAACAAAUCUGCGCUUACAAUACACAAGUCAUCAAAACUAUGUUGUGAUGACUUUUUGCUGAUUCAAAACAUAGUUUUGAUGACUAUUAAAGAGUCAAACUAACUAAACAGCUAAUCCUAUCAAAACGUA
Molecule: messenger RNA, 4274 nt
Organism: Brassica rapa (field mustard)
Lineage: Eukaryota; Viridiplantae; Streptophyta; Magnoliopsida; Brassicales; Brassicaceae
Product: protein NRT1/ PTR FAMILY 2.11
Biological process (GO): transmembrane transport
Cellular component (GO): membrane
Molecular function (GO): transmembrane transporter activity
Source: RefSeq, a predicted model, not a curated record